Molecule: messenger RNA, 1024 nt
Organism: Aspergillus pseudonomiae
Lineage: Eukaryota; Fungi; Ascomycota; Eurotiomycetes; Eurotiales; Aspergillaceae
Product: carbon-nitrogen hydrolase family protein
Exons: 2
Coding region: 42-959 (305 amino acids)
Molecular function (GO): hydrolase activity, acting on carbon-nitrogen (but not peptide) bonds, in linear amides
Source: RefSeq, a predicted model, not a curated record
AUCUGAUCCCCGGCGUUGUCAUCCCUUUCCCCGCGGCCAUCAUGCCGCCGUUCUGCAAGAUCGCUGUCAUCCAGCUAUAUGUCAAGCCCCUCAAACCGGCUGACAACUUCGCCCGGGCGGUGCAAUUCAUCCGCGAGGCCGCUGCCCAGCGUUGUCAUUUGGCCGUGCUGCCAGAAUUCCACUUGACGAACUGGGUUCCCACCGAUCCGAGUUUUGCGUCAUUGUGUGAUGAUUGGAGAAGCUAUGUGCAUCGCUAUCAGGCUCUAGCCAAGGAGUGCAAUAUCUGCAUUGUACCAGGGUCCAUCGUGCGCCCUGUAUCAGCGUCAUCCACAGAGCUCACCGACAAGCCCGCCCCAGCCCUCGAGAAUGUCUCCUUCUUCAUCUCCAACACAGGUGAGAUCCUCGGCUCUUACGUGAAAAAGAAUCUUUGGGGCCCUACCGAGCGAGCCUACCUUCGCUCCUCCGGCGACUGCCCGCACCGAGUCAUCUCGACCCCUCUUGGCCCUGUAGGCCUCCUCGUGUGCUGGGACCUAGUCUUCCCCGAAGCCUGGAGAGAACUGGUAUCCCAGGGAGCCAAGAUCAUCAUCGUACCCACCUUGUGGACUCGCAGCGGAGCCUCUGAGGCGGGCCAUCGUCAAAACCCGUCAGCACCAUCCUUGUUUCUGGAUAGCAUUCUGACCGCGCGCACCUUUGAAAACACUUGCGCGGUGGUCUUCGCCAAUGCAGGCGGGCCUCCAGGUAGAAACUACUGUGGUCUUUCCCAAAUCAACAUCCCCUAUGCCGGUCCGCUGGUUCGGUUGGGCACCUCAGCUGAAGGCAUGGGCGUCGCCACUGUGGAUUUGGCAGUGCUAGAGGAAGCAGAAGCAAACUACGCCAUCCGGAAGGAUGUAGCAGACGCUUCCUGGCACUACAGGUAUACACAGAGAACUCCGGCCGAGCCAUCGAAAGGGAAACUAUAGACGUAGACAUGAGCGGGGUACACAUCAGUUCAGUCGGAUCUAUCCGUACACUGCCCUGAGCGAAG